Molecule: messenger RNA, 4225 nt
Organism: Dunckerocampus dactyliophorus (ringed pipefish)
Lineage: Eukaryota; Metazoa; Chordata; Actinopteri; Syngnathiformes; Syngnathidae
Product: cholesterol 24-hydroxylase-like
Exons: 15
Coding region: 118-1641 (507 amino acids)
Biological process (GO): cholesterol catabolic process
Molecular function (GO): iron ion binding; cholesterol 24-hydroxylase activity; heme binding
Source: RefSeq, a predicted model, not a curated record
ACACACUUUACAGAAACACCACCCAUCCAGGCCUUGUGGUCCCGCCCCCUCUUCUUCUUCGACAACACCGCGGGACGUCUGACUAAACUCCAGGCGGACUUUAUUCGAUGAAAAAAAAUGUCGUUUUUGUCCUCUCUUUUCAUCCUGGCACUUCAUGUGUUGGGCAUCCUGUUGUCGUUGCUGUUGGUAGCCUUCCUGGGCUACUGUGUGUACAUUAAAUAUGUGCACAUGAAAUACGAUCACAUACCUGGACCACCGCGGGAAAGUUUUUUGUUUGGACAUUCCCCUGCUUUGUGGAGGAUGAUGGCAAAGGAGGAAAACGCGCUCGACUUAUUUCUGGAAUGGGCAGAACGUUAUGGAUCCGUGUUCAGGAUUAAUAUGUUGCACUAUGUAAUUGUGUUCACCACCAGCCCAGACACCGUCAAGGAAGUCCUGAUGUCCUCAAAGUAUCCCAAAGACCUCUUCCUCCACACACGACUCUUCAGCAUGUUUGGUCAAAGGUUCUUAGGUAAUGGGCUGCUAACGGCCAGGGACCAUGAACAGUGGUAUAAACAACGACGCAUCAUGGACCCCGCCUUCAGCAGCCUGUAUCUACGCAGUCUCAUGGGGACGUUCAACGAACGAGCUGAGGUGCUGACCACUAAAUUGUCGGAGGUCGCCGACAGAAAAGCGGAGGCCAACAUGCUGCAACUCGUCAACCGCGUCACUUUAGACGUCAUCAUCAAGGUUGCCUUUGGUGUGGAUUUGGAGCUGCUGGAGAACACUUCACUGUUCCCCAAGGCCAUCGAGACGUGUCUGAAAGGGAUCGUGCACAACAUACGUAGCGCCUUCUUUCAGCUCUACCCCAAGAACUGGGCCUUUGUCAAGGAGGUGAGGGAAGCUUGCAAGCUGCUGCGCUCCACCGGCGCCCAGUGGAUCCACAACAGGAAGGUGGCCAUUGAGAGCGGCAGAGAUGUGCCUAAAGACAUCCUCACGCAAAUCAUCAAGACGGCCGGCAAAGAGGAAAGCAUGACCAAAGAAGACGAAGAGUUCAUGCUGGACAAUUUUGUCACCUUCUUCAUUGCGGGACAGGAAACCACGGCAAGCCAGCUGGCUUUCUGCAUCAUGGCGCUAGCUAGACAUCCUGACAUCCUGGACAAAGCCAAGAAUGAGGUGGACGACGUCAUUGGGAUGAAACGUGACAUCAGCUACGACGAUCUCGGCAAGCUAGUUUACCUUUCACAGGUUCUAAAAGAGACUUUAAGGUUGUACCCAACAGCUCCAGGAACAUCCCGUAAUCUCCUUAACGACAUAAUCAUUGACGGCAUCCACGUACCAGCAGGCACGACCGCCGUUUUCAGCUCCUACGUGUCCGGCAGAAUGGACAAGUUCUUCAAGGAUCCGCUGGAAUUUAACCCCGACCGCUUUCACCCCGAUGCUCCCAAGCCGUAUUACUGCUACUACCCCUUCUCCCUGGGCCCACGCUCCUGCCUCGGACAGAACUUUGCUCAGAUGGAGGCCAAAGUGGUGAUGGCCAAGAUUCUGCAGAGGUUUGACUUCACCCUGACACCCAACCAGAGCUUUGACAUCCUGGACAUGUUCACCCUGAGGCCCAAGAGCGGGGUGGUGUGCUCCAUCAGACACAGGAAGGACGGUGCAUGAAUACCUGCCUCUUUCUGUGCAAAGAAAGGAAACAUUCAUGACACUAUUGGUCAGCGUGGUGCAAUUAACUUAGAAUUAACAUUGCAAUUAACUUAGCAGGAUUGUAAUCAAAAUCAAUUAUUAUUUUUUAAAUUUCCUUUUUCAAGUCAGCUCACAUCAAACCAAAAACUCAUAAAAAGUAAAAUUACACUUUAUAGUGAACCUAAUGUUUUUUUAUUUUUAUGUUUUUUUAAUUUUGCAAAUUUCUUUCAUCAAAUGGAGGAUCUUGAAUAGACUUUCUUAUCAGCACAUAUAAUUGUCACAAUAAACAAUAUAAUACAGUUGUUGAGGUGAAAAAUUGACACAAGCCUUAAUGUUCUUUUUGUUCAGCAGUGGUUUUAUUCUUGCAACUCUGCCAUGCAGGUCAUUUCUUUCUUAUGGUGGAGUCAUGAACACUGACCUUAACUGAGGCAAGUGAGGCCUGCAGUUCUUUGGAUGUUGUUGUGGGGUCUUUUGCGACCUCUUGGAUGAGUUGUCACUGCACGCUUGGAUUCAUUUUGGUUGGCCGGCCACUCUUGGGAAGGUUCAACACUUUUCCAUGUUUUUGCCAUUUGUGGAGUUGCGUUGUCAUUGACUUAUAUUUAAAUUUGUUUGAUGAUCUGAAACAUUAAAGUGUGACAAACACGUAAAAAAAAAAAAAAAAAAGAUCAGGAAGGGGGCAAACACUUUUUCACACCACCUUAUGUACUUUAAAUCAACUUUAUGUACUUUUGGUAAGUCCGCCCCUGCAUUUGAACCCUGCCAUUCAAUGCGGUCCCUGACCAAUACAACCCUGGCCUCAACUGGGCCUUGACUGCACCGACAUCAACCAGUGCAUUUUAAAAUGGACCCUGUGUUUCACUGGGAGCCGGUGAAGAGCUGCAAGCAGGGGGUGUUAUGUGGUCCCGACUUUUAGUCCCAGUCAAUAGGCGGACUGCUGCAUUCUGCACCCCUGGAGCAACGAAGGGAAGACUGGUCGAGGCCCAUGUAAAGCCAGUUGCAACAGUCCAGCCGUGAUGUGUUGCUUUCUCCAAGUCUGGAGGUGCUCGGUGUAUUCUGACCCGACUAAAAAGCUGGAUUUUACAACUGCAGAUAUUUGCUUGUCCAGUUUCAAAUGAGCGUCAAGGGUGACAGAAUGAGGCAAGUGGGCCAAUUGCGCUCUUAACACCAUUUCAAAUAUUUGGGUCACCAAAAACUACAAUCUCUGUCUUGCUUUGUGAAGAAAUUUGCUGGCGUCCAUGCUUGGACGUCUUUGGUACAUUUAAGAAGGGGCUGGAUGCAGUCGGUGUUUGAGUGGUUUGGAUAUUUGGGGAUCAUCAGCAAAGCAGUGGAAGGAUAUGUUGUGCUUUCUGAGGAUGACUCCCAGGGGAAGUAAACGUAAAGAAACUGGGUGGGCGCCAGCACCGAGCCCUGCUGCAGGCCACAAUUCAAAGAAGAUGCAGAGGCGUGUUGGCCAAAUUUCACAGGUAGGAGAGUGUCAUGAUCAACUACUGCGUCGAAGGCUGCGGUUCGAUCUAAAAGCAACAGGACAGCCGUUUUUCCAGAGUCAACAGUUAAAAGCAGAUCAUUAACAACUUUUAAAAGUGCCGUCUCUGUCCUGUGGCGACAUUUGAAACCUGACUGGAAUUUCUCUGUGAUGUCGAUUAACUCAAGGUAGGACAGUAAUUGGCUGUGAGCCAUUUUUUCCUAGAUUUCUGACAGGAAAGGGAGUUUUGAGCUGGGCCGGAAAUCACAUAGUUCUGCAGGGCCUGUCAUCGCAGCGCGCCUUCCAGGUGAGUGGGUUCGGACCCACGGGUGCACGUGCUCGUGUGCGUGUUGACGUGCGAUUCUUCUCUGCAGACGUGAGGAUUGCUGGUGCUGUCCGAUACAGUCAGUCUCGUCCAACCAGUAGGAGGCCUCGGGGAAGACCAAGGGCACACUGGGGGGACCACAUCUCUCAGCUGGCCUGGGAACACCUCAGGAUCCGCCGGGAGGAGGUGGACGAAGUAGCCAGGGAGAGGGAAGUCUGGGCUUCCCUGCUUAGGCUGCUGUCCCGGCGACCCCAGAAGAUGGAUGGAUGGAUGGAUAUUUUCAUGUAAAAAUCCACAUAAAAUAACUUCAUCUCUAAUGAAGACAUACAAUAAUUAUCAACUUCAAAUGUCUUCAUUUAGAAGUAGAAUAUGUUUUUAAAUGCAAAUUUAUUGAUAAACUCGAUUUAAUAUUGUUUUUCUGUGGAUUUAUUUUUACAUCCUGUCUUUCAGUGUACACCUAUAUUAAACCUAAAGUACCCCUAUUUGAGACCCUCACUCUAGUGUAUAAUAUCUGUAACUGAAUGCAGUAUUUUAGUAUCUUAGACUGAAACAAGCACUUGUUGCAAGUACUGAUAGUGACCACUGAGUGACGCUGUUUCUGUGUAUUUUUCUUGGGACAUGUUCAACUACAGCAGUGGCCACCAAACUUUUGAGCCCUUGCAAGAUCUCUGGUCUCGGCCAUGAACCUGCACGAGAUCUACCCCUAGAUCUAUAGAUACCGCAAGAUCUAUACAUAUAUAUACGUAUUAUAUUGUAGAAAGAUUUUUAAAGUAAAU